Messenger RNA from Paramuricea clavata, 651 nucleotides. The record is from the annotation of a GenBank genome assembly. Lineage: Eukaryota; Metazoa; Cnidaria; Anthozoa; Malacalcyonacea; Plexauridae.
UCUGGACAAGAUUAUCCCGUGACAAAUGAUGACAUUCAAGUCCUCUUUUUCUAUGACUCCGAAGAAAUUUUCAACACGCGUGGAGUAACGUGCAGAGUGACUGGUAUGUCCCCGCUUUGGUCCGUGAAUGUGGGAAGCAGCACUGAUCCGGAGGGAGCUGAAAGUGAUAACGAAGCAAGUUUGAAACGUUUGGACUUUAUAAUUUUAACAAUUGGGUUUCCGGAAAACGAAGAGAAAAAGAAGAGUUUGAAUCUGUUGAGUCCACUUUUCCUUGACGAGACACCAAAGGUGCAAAGAGACGAUCCAUCAUCGAAGACCCGUUUAUGCAUUAUUGGGCAUCCACAUGGUGCAUACAAGCACAUCGCAUUUGGCGAACUAAGUUCAGAUCCAGAACGUCUGUGGCGAGAAUGGAAACGUGUUGAAAACAAGUAUGGCGUAGAACACACUGUAGCCACCUGUCGUGGAUCAUCUGGCUCACCUGUCAUAAGGUUCGACAUAUUAAAGAACAAUUCAUUGUUCACUGGUCCCUAUGCAAUUUGUCUGCCAUUUUUCCCGUUUCUCCACUUUCAAGGUGCCUCAAACUUCGGAGAUGCUGUAUCAGGACAAAGUAUCUUACCUGAAACACGAAAGCUUUUGAAAAAACGCGAUUAA